This is a messenger RNA of Hydra vulgaris (swiftwater hydra), 1639 nucleotides long. RefSeq names its product coiled-coil domain-containing protein 77. Gene Ontology annotation, cellular component: centrosome. The record is from RefSeq and is a predicted model, not a curated record. NCBI's taxonomy places the organism in Eukaryota, Metazoa, Cnidaria, Hydrozoa, Anthoathecata, Hydridae.
CGUCGGUACCGUUUAUUUAAUCCAUCAAUAAACAAACAAAAUUCAAGGUAACUAUUACCUAUUGCACAUUUUGCUAUGGAUUGUUCCGAUAUUUCAUCCGAGUCUCCUAUCCCAAGUGUGUCUGAACGACUUUCAAAGUUAAAUCCAUCAAAAGAGUUGCUUGAGUAUUAUAGGAAAAAAAUUAUAGAUUAUGAUAACGAACACGAUGAGUUUCUUGACAAAUUAGAAAAGUACAAGUCAAGUUAUGAAGAACAGCACAAACUUGAGUGUGAACUUCGACAAAGAGAUGAUGAAAUAAAAGAAUUACAAAAAGCUUUAAGUGACAUGCAAAUAUUUUUGUUUCAAGAAAGAGAACAUGUUUUGCAUCUUUAUGCUGAAAAUGAUUGUUUAAAAAUUCAGGAAUUGAAUGAUCGUAAAAAGAUACAGCAUCUUUUAUCUUUGACACAACUAACUGACAAUGAAAUAACAUAUUUUUUAAAAGACCAACCUUUGAAUAUUAUUCCUAGAAGAUGUGAUGUUCGUUCUCCAAAUCUUGAGAAACCUAAGAAUAUUAGAUUUACUGACCGUGGUCCUGGUGGACAUCAUAAAGCAAUGUCUUCCUCAAAUAAGCAAACAAGUAAAUCUCCUUCUGUUAAUAUAACAAACAAUGAACGACAAAAUUAUCAAUUGCAAAUUGAGUCAUUGCAAGCCCAGCUUGAAGAACAAACAAAGCUUUCUCGGGAACAAAUUAAUUCUCUGCUAGAGGACCGAAAAGUGCAAAAUGACGAACAAAAAGCGCAGCAAGUGCAGGAUGCAGAAAAGAUACUUCGACUCACUGACAACUUGCAGAAGACACAGACUUUGUUAUAUGAGAGCACUAAAGAUUAUUUAGAAGUCAAAUAUGAGAUCAGGCUGAAAGAGAGAAAAUGGGUCGAUGAAAGAGAUAAAAUACUACAAGAAAUGAAUUCUUUAAGAGAAAAGUUAUGUGGAAAAAAGAAAUGCAACAAGGUAUCAAAUUCUGAAAAUGCUGAUACCCAAAAUCGAUCAUCUGGUGGAAGUAAUAUUCGAUUAACUAAUCUAAUGGUUAUUAAUCAGUUACGAAACAGCCUUGAGCAAACUCAGAAUAUGGCAGAAAUGUAUAGAGAACAGGUAAUUGGUUUGGAAGAUGAGUUGGCUCGUAUAAAAGAAGAGAAUGAUAAUGGUAAAGAUUCUUUUAAAAUAAAAGUAGAAAAGUUAACACAGAGAUUACAACUCAUGAAUCAAAGGUACGAAGCUCUAGAGAAAAGAAGAGAAUUAGAAGUUGAAGGUUUUAAAAAUGAUAUAAAAAUAAUGAGACAAAGAUUAAAAGAUGUUGAAAAACAACUAUUCAAGGUUACUGUAAAUAUUGGUGAUCAAUUCGAUUUUGAAAUUUUAAAAAACGUUCACUCCACUGCCCAUCGAGCCAAAAAAAUUGCAGGCGAAUUGCACAACUUAAAGUCACAUGUUUAUGGUCUGGAAAGAGAACUAAAGAACCUUUAAUCUGAAUUAAAUUUUUUAAGUUAUUUUAUUUCAAAGUGUUUGUAAAUGUUUUAUUAAUUUCUUAUAUUUAUUUACUAUUUAUUUUCCAAAAUGGAUCUAUGUAUUUUUUUAACUCCAAAGAAAUAUAAUGCUAAAUUUUUUU